Messenger RNA from Necator americanus (New World hookworm), 288 nucleotides. RefSeq lists its product as uncharacterized. The record is from RefSeq and is a predicted model, not a curated record. Lineage: Eukaryota; Metazoa; Nematoda; Chromadorea; Rhabditida; Ancylostomatidae. The transcript is spliced from 2 exons. The coding region runs from base 1 to 288 and encodes 95 amino acids.
AUGAUGACGAGAACAGAAGAUUCCUCAGAUGAAUGGGAAAGUGAGAUUAUGGUGGUGGAAAUUAAUGGCGUCCUAGAUGCAAGGACGAUACGUCAGGCUGUUGCCACCAAGCAAAUCACAUUACGCAGGCCUGAAACAGACAAUCCACUUCUACAGGUACUGGCAGCCAGUGACAAAAUGCUCAAGACUGAGAAAGCGUUGAUGACAGCCGUCGCAGCGUCUGCAGUGCAGAUGAACACAGAUCAUAUGGAAAAGGACAGACCUCCGCAACGCCAAUGUAAAAAGUGA